AUGGCUUCCAAACUUUUUCCAUCUCUUGCUGCCACUGCUUUUGCUGCUAUGCUGUCCCAUAUUUUCUUGAAGAGAAGAUCAAGGGAGAUCAAUGGAGGGGAGGCAAAGAACAAUGCAGCUGCAAACGAUGGAACAGCAGGAGGCGCUUCUGGUACUUACACUUCAACAGAAGUACCUGAAAUGCCUACUUCAUCGGGAUCAAAUAAGGAUGCAGCUGCAAACGAUGGAACAGCAAGAGGCGAUUCUGUUACUCACACUUCAACAGAAGUACAUGAGAUGGCUACUUCAUCAAGAUGUGACUAUGAAGUAUUCUUGAGCUUCAGAGGAUCAGAUACUCUAGCAACUUUUACCGACCACCUUUACACUAGACUUGAAGAUGCAGGAAUCCGCACAUUUAAGGACGACGAAAUUCUUCACAAAGGGGAAGAGUUUGCCCCAGAACUUCUCCAAUGUAUGGUGUCUCAAGGAGGUAGUCCAAAUGGUCGAGUGCAAGAAUAA
Syzygium oleosum is the source of this 498-nucleotide messenger RNA. Its product is annotated as disease resistance protein L6-like. NCBI's taxonomy places the organism in Eukaryota, Viridiplantae, Streptophyta, Magnoliopsida, Myrtales, Myrtaceae. Bases 1 to 498 code for a protein of 165 amino acids. Gene Ontology annotation, biological process: signal transduction. The transcript has 2 exons. The record is from RefSeq and is a predicted model, not a curated record.